AGAGGUUAAUUGGACAAAAAUUAAUCGUGACGUAAAUUUUUCUUCAUCGGCCGGUUGUUUUCGACUAUAUCAGACACGAUCGAUAAGACUCGGUGUGUUUAACGGUGUGCAGGUGCUAUGCCACCUUGGUAACGUUUCCCUCUCCGAAUCGCCGUUGUUUUUCUCUUUCUCCCUUUCUCUUUCACGCGUCAGGAGGAGACGAGAAUGUGAGGCUCGCGGAAUCAGAGUAGGGAGUUUGUUUGCGCGAUUCGGACGGUGGCGAGGAAAAAUUCAGUGUAGAAAAAAAAAACGUUUUAACUCGAUCAGUCUUGAGCCAUCUCCGAUGGUGUGAUAAAUUUUGUACAAGACCCAACGAAAUUGAAUAAAUCGUGAUUGAAAAUGUUGGACCGACCUUGUCUCGAUGCAAAAUGUGCAACGAAGAAUCCUUCGAGAGUCCCACAGUUUCGUACCGACGUUGACGAUAACGAGAUAGGAAAGAAAAGUCCUCGGAUCGAACCAUGCGGAUUUCAAAAUUUUCCAAAGAUCUCGAACCAAGCUGCCCGUCCGACGAUGAUGGAUACACCGGCGGUGAACGGAUUGGAAGCGCGAUGCUCCGAGAGUGAAAACGCUACUCAGGCGGCGGCUCCAGCCUAUUUCCCUCAACCGGAGGAUGCUUUACCGCGACAACCGGAAGGCCCAAUGGGAGCCAUAGGUCCAUGGGCAACCGGUCGGGUGACUUACAAUCGAACGAAUGGCAUGACCGGGAUCCGGCCUGUAGUUGAUCGCUACUCCAUCACGAAAUACAGUGCCUCUCAAUGGAGAGCUCACAAUCGAAAUUUUUUCGACCAGACGAAUGCGAGAAUCGCCACAGCCGAAGACAUGUCGAGAAAAUCAAAAUUCACCGAAAUAAAUGCUCAAAUUUACAAAGAAACGGAUUCUCAUCAAUUGGAAAAUCGUGAUCGUUUGAGCAAGCGUGCCGGCGUUGUUUAUGGAUGGAAAGCAGAACUUGAGCGAGCUUGGACCGAGAUGGUUGAGGAAAUCGAGCUUCUGGAGGGAGAACGUCGUCGAGUCAAACAGUCGCUCUCGGUUCUAACUAUUCCUGAAUCGAUAGCCGGUGAUUUGUUGCAAUUACGGACGUGCCGUAUGGAACCCGAUCUCGUAAGAGAUGCGGUCGAGGACGAGCUCGUCAAGGAGGUAGCUCUGUGUUCCGAGAUACGAAACACCCUCGUGGAUUUACGGGAGCGAAUCGAGACACAGCUCGUCGAGUUAAAAACCGCAAAGUCAAGAAUGGAAUUCGAUUUCACGGAUAAAAGGGACGCCUAUGAGACAGAGAGCUCUUGCAUUCAUUUGAACAACGAUUCACCUGUGAUUCUGAUUAGAGAGGGGGCGACGAGAAUUCCACCAGAGCAAACGACACCUGCCGGAUAUGAUCAUUUCACAAGAGAGAGCCUCGAAGCGGGUGAAGAUGCUAAACGAAAAUCGGUCGACCUCAGAUCGUCUUUGGACGUGGUUUAUUCCGAUGGGAUGAAGAAUCUUCGAUCCCAGGCCAUGGCCGUUGACAGAGCUCUGGCCGAAAAAAUUCACGUAACCGAAGAAUGUUGCCAACAACUCGAGACGACACUAGUCAGAUGCUUGGCACAAUUGUCCAGUACCGAAGCGGUUAUCGAGGAAUUGCGCGGAGCCGCUAAAAAAGUGAAGGAUGCUUUGAAAGUCGCUCAAACGCGUUUGGACUAUCGAUUACAGCGUCGGAACGUCGAGAGUUGUCGCGACGUUCCUCAAUACGGCCUGCUCGAAGAAGUAAGAGCGCUGAAUGAAAGUCUCGCAAAUAUGGAAGGACAGGUUCGAGAAGCGGAGGAGGCACAAGCGGGUUUGGUAAAAACGAGAAACGAUCUGGAGUACGAAAUAGUGGUGAAAAAAAAAUCGCUCUGGGUGGACAGAGAUCGGGGACAAUUGUUGCGCUCUUCUUACCCCUCGGCCGAAGAGCUUUCCGGCCACGCGUAAAAUCCCAACAAAAUCACGCGCGCGCUUCUUUCUCUUUUCACAGCCGGCGAAACCAUUUUACUUCAAAAUUAAUCCUUUUUUCUUUUCUUUUUUUUUUCGUAUUCUUUGUAUCACGUUCGUUGUUGUCCUUUUCCCAUCUUUUUUCUUUCGCAUUGUACUUUUUCAUAUAUAUACACUGCUCUUACACAAUUUUAAAUACGUUAUUUCGAGCUUUUCGCGUGAUAUGAAAUAUAUUUAUAUUAAAAUCCUUCAUUUCUGAUGAAUAAAACCAUGCAAUGUGCGCCCAACUCGAAUUACCGUUUUUUUUUUUCAUAGAAAAUUCAAAAUACGUUCGUCGAGAGGGUUGAAUUUAAAAUUUGAACGACGGAACAAGAUAAAUAAGUUUCACUCGCACCGGCGUUUGUCAU
Molecule: messenger RNA, 2387 nt
Organism: Venturia canescens
Lineage: Eukaryota; Metazoa; Arthropoda; Insecta; Hymenoptera; Ichneumonidae
Product: tektin-4-like
Exons: 7
Coding region: 379-1980 (533 amino acids)
Biological process (GO): cilium assembly; cilium movement involved in cell motility
Cellular component (GO): nucleus; microtubule cytoskeleton
Source: RefSeq, a predicted model, not a curated record